Molecule: messenger RNA, 6942 nt
Organism: Tachysurus vachellii
Lineage: Eukaryota; Metazoa; Chordata; Actinopteri; Siluriformes; Bagridae
Gene: tmem94
Product: transmembrane protein 94
Exons: 32
Coding region: 372-4466 (1364 amino acids)
Source: RefSeq, a predicted model, not a curated record
AAACAGUCAAGCGCUUUAGAAUGUGUAACAUGGCCGUCGGAGGGAGCGGAGUACAAGGUUUUGUGGACAGAUACACGGCAUUAGAUCGGCUGACAGAUGAUGCAACGUUUUAUCCAUAAUGUAACCGUUCUGUUCUCUUAGUGGUAUCAGCCCAGGAGAAUUAUUCUGGCUUGUUGUGAAGCACUGUAGUGGAAGCGGAAGCAGCAGCUGUUGACUCUGUGUGAGGUUGCUGUUUCUCCUCUCACACUGGCAGUACUGUUAGGAAUAGUGUUUUGGGGCCGGCGGACGUGUUUACCUGCUGCAGGGUGGGACUCGGCCCUGACAACCGGCACCGCGUCUCCUCGGGGCAUGGUGAGAGAGCACGGGUCACCAUGGAGCUCUACGAUAAGAUGCAGGAGAAAGGAGUGACUCCAUUAGGUCUGACCACAGCCCAGGCUUUAGGAACACUCCGAGAUCAGCUCUCCAGCCUACUGGAGCAGCAUCAGAAGCUCAACCAGCGGAGAUCCACCAUCAAGGAGCUGUGGGCAAAGAGUUUCCUCCACCAUAAUGACCGUCACUCCUGCUUCCACUGGCCUGGAGCUGCUUUCACACUACUUGUAGUAUUGGGUUUGCUGUGUUGCCAUGGCAAGCAGCCAAAGGGCAGCGAAGGCAUAGAGCUGGUGAAUGCAGGAGCACUCUUUCUUCUGCUGCUGCUUAACCUCAUCCUUAUCGGACGUCAGCAGAGACUGAAGAAAAGCGAGAUGCUUCGGCGACUGAAAUCCAUCAUUUCAGAUCUGAACGGUCACUUGGAAGGGAGAGGAGGUCAGCCAGUCAGAUGGCCCUCGUCUCGAUACCCCGACUUGUACACACCUUCCUCGCCGUCCUGGUCUCUGCACUGGACAUACCGUGAUGAACAGUUAGUUAACCUGCCUGUCAGUCUGUUGGUGGAAGGUGAUGUCAUUGCUCUUAGGCCAGGCCAGGAAUCAUUUGUCUCUCUUAGAGGCAUUAAGGAUGAUGAACACAUUGUCCUGGAGCCUGGAGACCUGUUUCCACCAUUUUCCCCUCCUCCCUCACCUCAAGGAAAUAAUAGAAAGGGACCACACAGCCCACAGCAGCACCGCCUCUUUAGGGUGGUUCGCACACCCAUUCUUGACAAUGUCAGAAACAGUCUUGAUCUCGCGCUCUCUCGACCAGUCACAGCUCUUGAUAACGAACGCUUCACUGUGCAGUCCCUUAUAGCGAAGUUUGCCUGCCCUGCUGUGCUGGUGGCGUUUUUUACUGUGAAUACAAUCCGCUAUUUUUGUGGCACUCCUGGUCUAACACCAGCGCAAUUCAACUUCUUUCAGCUGCAGAUGAUGGGAGUGCUGCCCAUUCUACCUCUGCUCUUUCCUGUCAUGUGGGUCCUGGUCAUCGCUUACGGAGAGGCGCGAGUGUUGGCAGAGUUCAGCCGCAACUCUCCAACAGGCCUGCUGGCUAAGUUCUCUGAGGAUACUCUAAGCAGCUACACGGAAGUGGUGUCCUCCCAGGAGAUGCUGCGCUGUGUGUGGAGACACUUGGUGGGUGUUCUGAAAGGAGAGUCUCAUACGUUGUGUUCUACCUCAAGCCUGCUGCGCAACCUGGGUUCAGUUACAGUACUAUGCUGUGUGGAUAAGCAGGGUGUGCUGUCCUGGCCCAACCCUAGUCCAGAGACGGUCCUGUUCUUCAGCGGGCGUGUUGAGCCGCCCCACGACAGCCAGGACAACCUCAGGGACGACUUGUCUGUUAACUCUUUGUGUCGUACUGAAGGAGAGGAUGACAGAGAUGAGGAAGGUGAGGCUCUCCUUAACAUACAUUCCUUGGAACCUGUUGUACAUCUUGUUAAUGAGCAGGAGUUCAGUGAGGUAUCGCAGGAUAUAGUCCGCUCCUGUGAUACGCACCGCACCCAACGAGGUCCUCAGACCACACGCUCCAAACACCCAUCAGGCUCCAACGUCAGCUUCAGCCAUGACACCGAGGGAGGAGAGGAGUCCAGCAGUCAGCUGUGUGUUGUCGGUGAUGAUCUGUGUGAGGCAGAGGACUUUGUGUGUGACUAUCAUCUGGAGAUGCUGAGCCUGUCUCAGGACCAGCAGAACCCUGUCAGUAUUCAGUUUGAUGACUCGGGCUGGCAGGGCCACCUGUCCUCUCUGAAGCCUCUGGGUUUGAACAUCAUGCUGAACUUGUGCAACGCUCUGGUCACGCAGCAGCUCUGCCGCUUCUCAGACCACCUCUCUAACUUGGCACUGCAGGAGAGUCAUGGUGCUGUGCUACCUGUACACGUUCCCUGGGGCCUCUGCGAGCUUUCUCGCCUCAUAGGUUUUACUCCCGGAGCACGUGAACUCUUUAACCAGGAAAACCAUUUGGCUUUGUACCAGCUGCCUAAUGGAGACAAAGCCAGUGAGUCGUGCACACGCCGCGUUCACCAUGUCACCAAGCGCCAGCCACCUAUUAGUCAUCUGAUCAGCCUGCUAGUGCGAGACGGCACAACCAGCAACGUACAGAUGCUCUCCCACGGCUCUGCUGACCUCAUACUGGAGGCCUGCACUGACUUCUGGGAUGGCACAGACAUCUACCCACUCUCUGGAUCUGACAGGAAGAAAGUUCUGGAUUUCUACCAGCGUGCAUGCCUGUCAGGUUAUUGUUCUGCGUUUGCGUAUAAGCCCAUGCAGGUGGCACUGUCAAGUCAGUUAAAUGGGAAGUGUGUUGAGCUGGCACCCGGCCCAGCACUCUUCUCUGGAGUGGAGCUGCCCAGCACCACGCCCAUCAAACACAGCGGCCGCCGCAGCAGCUGGAGCUCAGAUGAGGGUAUAGGAGAGGGCUUGGAGAAGGAGGACUGUGUUCAGGCCCUAAGCGGGCAGAUUUUCAUGGGCAUGGUGUCGUCCCAGUUCCAGGCUCGCUUGGACACAGUGCGGCUCAUUGAGAACCUGGUGGGAGCCUGCAUCCGAUUUGUCUACUUCUCCAGGGAGGAUGAGCUGCGCAGCAAGGUGUUUGCAGAGAAGAUGGGUUUGGAAACAGGGUGGAACUGUCACAUUUCUCUAACACCUAACGGAGAUGGCCACGGUGAUGGAGCUCCCUCUAGCCCGAGCCAGGCAGGCUCUCUGCAUGAUGAUCUUUUGCCAGAUUCCCGGGAUGAUGCAGAGGGCCCGUUACUUGCUGAGGAUGAAGGCCAGUCGGAUCUCGCCAGCUUCCAAGCGACAGAGAGCGAUGUGCCCAGCUUUCUUGCUGAUGGCAAUAGAGCUAAGUUACCUCGUGGUAUCCAUCAGGUCCGCCCUCACUUGAAGAACAUUGACAAUGUGCCACUGCUCGUGCCGCUUUUCACUGAUUGCACUCCUGAAACCAUGUGUGAGAUGAUGAAGAUCAUGCAGGAGAACAGAGAGGUGACGUGCUGUUUGGGGAGCUCGGCUAACUUCUGGAACAGCUGCCUGUUCAUACAGAGUGACCUCAGUAUUUCUCUGGACCCGUUGUACCCAUCUCGCUGCUCGUGGGAGACAUUUGGCUAUGCGUCUGGCAGUGUUGUAACCGAGGAGCCGGAGGAACUGACUCCACUCCGGUUAAGCGCUCGCCUCAACAGCCUCAGCUGCUCCGUCACCUUACACCAGGGAGAAAGUUUCAGCCUGGUCAAGCUUAUAGAGCAGGCCAGACACACCACAUAUGGCAUACGCAAGUGCUUCCUCUUCCUGCUACAGUGCCAGCUGACACUGGUCAUAAUUCAGUUCUUGGCUUGUCUGACUCAGCUUCCACCUCCACUGAACAUAACAGACAUUUUGUGGCUCUCCUGCUUCUGUUAUCCAUUGCUGAGUGUAUCUUUCUUGGGGAAGCCUCCAGACAGCUCGGUGAUGGCAGUGGCUACUGGGAAAAACCUAGAUGACAUCCCUCGCAAGACUCAGCAGUACUUCCUGGGAUGGUUCCUGCUCAAGUUUGGUUUGACCGUGUGUGUUUACCUGCUGGGAUUCGGAUACUCCUUGCAGGCAGUGUUGGCUAAAGCUGCUAAUGGCACCAGUGUAAACUGUACCCACAUCUUCACUGCUUGCUCAUCUGAAAAGUGGUUUCACGAGUUAGCUAACGGUCUGCUGCUUAUCCAGAAAGUCAUGGCUGGCUUCCUGGCUCUUCAUACUGUGGUUAUUUCUCUGAGCUAUGUGCAUCGUUCUCAGCCACUGUGGAGGAAAAAUCCUUUCAGCAACACAUGGUGGUGUCUCACUGUGCCUCUAGUGCUGUUGGGUCAAGUGGUGCAGGCUAUAACAGAUUAUAAUUUAUGGCAAGACAGAGAUAAUAUUUUGAAUGACAAUACCGGUCUGGACUUUACAUUAAGUCUUGUACCCAUGGAGGUAUGGCUGCCCGUGUCGCUGUCCACUGUGCUAGUGGUGCUGAUCAACGAGGCUGUCAAACUGCACGAGAUCAGGGUACGUGUGCGCUACCAGAAGAGACAGAAACUCCAGUUUGAGACUAAGCUGGGAAUGAACUCUCCUUUCUGAGCAACUUGAAGUCUUGUUUGCUGUAAAAACACUGUUCCCAUCAAUGAGCAGUGGAGUAAGCAGGAGUUAUUUUUGUUCUGUUUUUUUUGUUCCUAGUGCCUCACUCAAACACUAACACACAAACUCUGAACCAGCAUUGCUUCAAGCCACCAGAAUACUCAGACAGCGUCUGUUCUCCAUCAAUAGGCUCCAUCUUUAAAUUUUUCUUCAAUUUUUUUGUUUAUGGUGGUUAUGUUCAUGCAUCCUCUGUUCCUUCUGGCUUGGGUAGAAAAGAACGAGUGGUAUUAUAAAAGAGUGUGAGUUCAGUACAAUUAAGUUUAGUAAUGUUAUCUUAAAAAUGCCAGGAUUAUUAUAGCUGGACAAUCUUCUUACCUAGUAAUAUAACGGUAUACAAGAUGUGUGGAAGUUUGAUAAGGCAUAUUAUGUUUUGACUCGGAUUUUAAUUCUAAGCUAAAGAAAUAUAGGACUGCAGAUGAUUUUUCUCAGUGGUAACAGGAAGUGUGUAGAAAGCAGAAGGAGCAUGCUGUUUUAUCUUCUAAUUAUUGAGCACUGCUUACACACCUCAGCAGUUUCUUCACUCUGUUUCAUAUGAAAAUGCCAUGCAUCACCAAAUACAGAAGAAUCUUUACAUAGAUUUAAAUGUCACUGUCGUUGUACAUCCUUUCAAAUACCUCAUGUCUAAUGCCUGCCACAGAGAUAGUUUUGCACUUGCACCAAAUCUAACGAGUCUAUUCAAAUCGAAGAAGGCGUUCUUAUCAAACAAUAUUAUAAGAAUGGAACUUUUUAACCAAUGCUCUGACUUGAUAUGUGUCAAACAAAAUAUGAGCCAAAAUUUUGCUGUGUCAUGUAUUGUUUGGUCAGAUGGAUCACUAUAACAAAUCAAUUAUCUAAAAUUCGGAACUAAAAAUCGAUUCCACAGAGAGCUGUCUUCUAGUCUUACCAUAGCUUAUCCCGGUGUGAUUAAGUUUAUGGCUGUUCUACCUCUUGCUGAUUGCCUCAAUAACAUUCUGCAUCCUCAAUGGUCAAGGGCUAGUGAGCUCGUGAUCAGAAGACGAUGAUCGAUAGAUGAUCAAAUCUGAAGCUCUCCACAGAACCCUGCUGGGCUUCUUGAACAAUGUUCUGAAUCCUCAAAUGAAAGUCCUGUUAUGUAUACAUAUCUGCCAAAUAAAGAAAUGCGAGCGUUAAUGUUUAAGUCCGAUUACAGGGGUUUUACUGAACAGUAUGUGAUGAGCAAUAUGCAUUAUUUAAAAUGACCAGCAUUUCUCCUUCCUUGAUGUUUUUACUGUUCUGUUUAAGGCCAAGCACCUCACUGUGGCUUUAAGGCAGUUUGGUCACUAAAACAUUGCUUCAGUUUGUCUGCAUCACCUCCUUUCAUUUACCCUAUUCAGCAUACAUGUACUUUUAGUCUUUCAUGUAUGUCUUCUCUUUGUGAACUCCAUGUAGAAGGAGCUCUUCAUGCCUUUUAGCUUUUUUUUCCAUAUCUAUUAAGCCACAUUUACUAUAGAGAUAUUGUAAGUUCUUAUUCCUCCUGAUUAUUCAUGACUUGCUAGAUUUACAUAGGCUUUGCUUUAUAGUUCCUGCAUCUAAACUAUUUAAUUAUUUAUUUAUUUUAUGGCACACGUCUAUAUUUUUAUGGAUAGUGCAUUAUACUUAAGCAGGCCUUUUUUCCAUACAGUUGCUUUGUGUCUGAAGAGAUCAUAUGUGCAGAACAUCAUGACUUGAUUCAUCACUGUACUCUUUUCAACUUGUGGGCAGAUCAAGUUAAUACACAGAAUGUAUUCAAACAGUGUUUGUCCUCCUGCUCUGUUUCCAGCUCAGGCCAAUUUUAAAUGUGUGUGUGUGUGUAUAAGCACCUGGAUAUCAGAUAUCAGACAGGGCAACGAUAUCAAUCAGGCAUUAACUGAGCGAGAUGUUUACUUGCUUUAUGUCUGGCGCGGAAGUGAUGGAAGGUGACAUGUUGGGGUAAUCAGCAGAGAUUUUUUUUUUUUUUUUUUUUUUUGCACUGAUCAAUUCUGUAGAUCUUUAUAUGUUCACCUUGUGUAAUAGAGCAUGAUUGCACAACUUUUUGUACAGUUAUGAAAUAUUGUUCUUUUUUAAUGUUGUUGAAUAAAUGUACAUUUUAAUUUCCGCCGAAUUAUAUGCAUGAUUAAGACUUUCACGAACUCAACAGUUAAACUCUUUUGAGAAUAUUGGAUCUUGCAUGCACUUCAGAUGUUGCUGAGGACUCCAUCUAUCAUAUCAGCCUUAGCCAUCCCACAGGAAACAUGUCCAGUCUCUCUACUGUACAGAUAUUUGUGCAAAUAAGAACAGAAUAAAAGACCUGUAUCGGUUGGUGCCAGCUACUCAUGAAAAGAUUUGCAAUUUGUGAAUGUUCAAAGUUUAUAAAUGUAUUUUUUCUAUUUUUAAGAGGUCAUUGAUUUUUAUUUUUUGCCAAUUGAUUUGUGAUCUUUUAAUAAAUACCUUCAUUUAAAGACUA